AUGGCAUCAUCUUCAUCGUGGAGUAAGGUUUUAAAUCCUGGGUCGGAGGAUGGUUCAUUAUUGAAGUAUCAGUCUGUUCACGUAUCGGAGCAUAUUUGGGAUGGACGUGAGCACCUAAUUCUGAAGGUGAGAAUGAGUCAUUUCAUACCGGCUGGCAUGGAAGGGGUUCCAAUGGAGAUUCUUCCUCAUCUUACCUUAGCUGGAUUUGCUGGGGUAGCUCAGUUGGAUAUUGCUAUUCAAAUAGGGCUUCAUAUAGAUGGAAAGACAGUCAUUGCAGCUGUUGGAGGUAAUAAGGCACAAAUUGUGGAGGACUUGUUUGGUAUUAGGCCACCUGAUGAUGCAUUUGCAGGGAGCAGUUUGAAGUUGAGUGGUUUCAUGUUGGCUGAUCAUUUCUCUAGUAGGGUCCCAGUUAGGUACCUUCCAUUGCUUGAGGAUUUUAUUAUCACGGGAGAGUACAUUUGGGGAGCGGCAGCAUUGGCAUUUCUAUACCAGAUGUGA
Abrus precatorius (Indian licorice) is the source of this 498-nucleotide messenger RNA. Its product is annotated as protein MAIN-LIKE 2-like. The record is from RefSeq and is a predicted model, not a curated record. NCBI's taxonomy places the organism in Eukaryota, Viridiplantae, Streptophyta, Magnoliopsida, Fabales, Fabaceae. The transcript has 3 exons. The coding region runs from base 1 to 498 and encodes 165 amino acids.